AUGCCACGCGGAAAGUUCACAAAUCACAAGGGCCGAAAUCGCAAAUUUACUAGUCCCGAGGAACUAGAGGAACAGCGAAAACAAGAAGAAUUAAAACAAAAGUGGAGAAAAGAGCAUGGUCAAGAAGAAUCAAGUGAGUCUGAAUCAGAACAAGAAAAGUCUGGCUCUGGUAGCAGUGAAGAUAGUGACUCUGAUGAUGAUAAACCAACAAAGGCGAAGGGUGUGUCAGGACUAAUUGAAGUAGAAAAUCCUAACCGUGUUGUAAAGAAAAACAAGAAACUAAAUAAUUUGGAUAAUUUAGGGGAAGGGGAGAAGCCUCAGUUAUCUAGGCGUGAAAGGGAAGAAAUAGAAAGGCAGCGAGCGGCCGCCGCGUACCAAAAGCUGCACGCGGAAGGCAAAACUGAUCAAGCACGGGCUGACCUCGCACGUCUCGCUAUCAUCCGGCAACAACGGGAGGAGGCCGCGAAGCGCAGGGAAGCUGAGAAAAAAGCUAAGGAUGAUGUGCCCAAGAAAAGGUAG
Arctia plantaginis is the source of this 519-nucleotide messenger RNA. The record is from the annotation of a GenBank genome assembly. Lineage: Eukaryota; Metazoa; Arthropoda; Insecta; Lepidoptera; Erebidae.